Molecule: messenger RNA, 288 nt
Organism: Clunio marinus
Lineage: Eukaryota; Metazoa; Arthropoda; Insecta; Diptera; Chironomidae
Source: the annotation of a GenBank genome assembly
AUGGUUUUAAUUAAAAGCAACAUGAUUAGACUUCCAUCAAAAUUUCAUUCAAAUCAGCUAAACAGUACGAACUGUAAUAAGUUGGAACCUGAUAGAACUCCAUUAUUAUUGCAAAUCGAUUUUAUUAGCUACCAAUCUAUUGGAGUUCGAACUGUUUAUAGUAUUCGAAUCAUAAAUUUGAAAGAUGCUUCUAUGCAAACUUCUUGCAAACAAAUAAGUCCGUUUGAAGAAUUAGAUAAGCUUCCGAUACCUGAAUUCAUCAGAAAAUAUUUUAAGAUACAUACAUAG